Molecule: messenger RNA, 5127 nt
Organism: Babesia bigemina
Lineage: Eukaryota; Apicomplexa; Aconoidasida; Piroplasmida; Babesiidae
Exons: 1
Coding region: 1-5127 (1708 amino acids)
Source: RefSeq, a predicted model, not a curated record
AUGGGAUUUUUGAGUGGAGUGCUUGGUGCGGUGAAGGAUGAUCCAAGCGUUACAACUUACUAUAAGAACAUGGAUAAAACACUUAAAGACAUUAAACAAAAUAUGCACAAAUCUGGCGGAUUGUCUGCGGCCGUUGAGGCUGUGAGCACGGCGCUGGGGGAGUGGGAUAGGGAGGUGACUGAAAAAACUAGCGCACUUAAGGAACAACUACGAAUACUUAAUGUUGAUAGAUUUAAUGAUUUUAACAAUGCACUUAGCGUACUUAAUAAUUGCAAUGCUGCUCAAGUGGCUGAUCAGUUGCAGGUCUGCAUCACUGAGGCAACUGCGAUGCUAACUGACUUUAAUUUCACCGAAACGUAUUAUUAUAAUCUCGACAAAGCACUGAGAGAUAAGUUGAAAGAUCCUGUAAAUAACAUCAAAGUACAGGUGAAAUCGUUCGUGGAGGCGGCAACAAACAAGGAAUUGCGUAAUGUGUUAAUUUUCAGUGAGCAGGAGUUAGAGAGACUGGGCACCAAAAUGAAGGACAAUGCUGAGGUUUGCAUUAGGGUUAUGGAAAGCAAGAUCAACAGCAAUUUCGAAGCACAGAUAAAGACGCCAAUAAGAGAUGUGAAUGAUAAGCUAAAAAAGGUUUAUGAAGAUUUGGCGAAAUGGAAAAUGAAGGCACGAAGAGUUUUGGACAAAGCUAUUGAAAAAUGUAAUAUAAUUGCUAUAAUGGUUGAUCCGCAAAAUUCAGAUAUUCACAAUAAAGCCAACGCUAUGAAAAGUACAGCCGAGAAACUCCGGGAUGCAGCAAAGGAAUCUACAGACGCAGUUACGAAGCAGGUUGCUGCAGCGCUUGAGUAUGUUGUUCAGUUGGACAGUGCUGUUAAAAUGGAUCUGGAUCGGGUGAAAGGCCAGAUUCAGAUGGCACUGCGAAAGUAUGUUAAGGAAGAGUUGCUCAAGGAUAUUAAAACGCGGGUAGAGACUAUCGAAGGUAAGCGAGCGAAUGAGGCGUUGCGUGGGAUUAAAACCACGGUAGAGAAUUAUGCUAAGAAAUUUCACCAUAAUGGAGCGGAUGGGUUUGAAAGUAUCAUAAAAAAUUGGAUUGAUGACAUUAUUAAGGUGGAUCCAGUCAAGGGGUGGAUUAAUAAGUAUGUUGAGUAUAGCAAUACCAGGGGUUUAAAAGAAAUAUAUAAGAGAGACAUUGACGGCGAUAACACAAAAGUUUGUGAGGAAAUCAGAGUGAAGAUAGAGGAGGCGCUUCAGACAGCAGGCAUUAUUAGCCAAACGAGCAUAGCCGCGAAGGGUGCUCAUCUUGACGGCACCAUUAAAGGUUGCGUUCAAGCUGUUCAGUUCGGUUGUAAUACAUUCGCCAGUAAGCUCGGUGAGAAGUUAAAGGGAGGGGAGAUUAGUACUCGUGGAUUAUCAAACAAGAUUGAGAUGCAAUUGACAAGUAUUGCCCAUGCAACUACUAAUCUAUAUAAUUCUGUCGACUCCAUCUUACAUCAACUGGUGGGUGUAGCGAAAAAAACUGGUGAGGCAAUUCAGUCCUUCGCAGUCGAUGAAUCAAAUAUGAGUGAGGACGUCGAUUCUGCGCUUAGAGUAGCCAAUCAGCUGGGCAUCGAUCUUCGCACGGCAACUGAGCCGACAGACCCUAGCGUUCCUGUGGAAGCCAUUCUCCCCUCCAACCAUGGGUACGACACUUACAAGUUUGACAGCAAGAUUCUCGGGAUAUUGGACACGGAUAUCGGUGAGACCGAUGGCAGUGACGGUAAAGUCAAAAUUCUGGGAGAAAAAUAUCUGAACUACGCGUUAUAUAUUCAACAAGACGCAUCCACCCUAAGGGCCCUCAAGGGUAGGAAUCUAACUGGUGUGGCGAAGGAAGGCAAGCUGCCAGAUAACAUUGGGAUGAUAGAGAGACAGGGUCUCCAGAAACUUAAGGACACUGGCAUCAACAAAAUUCUAAAGAAGAUCGACAAUCCAUUCGAAACUUUUUUCCACGUUAUUAAGAAGCAACUCACAGCGUUGACUGCUAUGGUAAAUGAAACGAAUAUGAACCAAUCGGAUUCCACAGAUAAUAAAGGUAUCAAGAUUCUUCUUGAAGAGUUGAAAGACAUGCUUACCAUCGAGGAUGCAAAGAAACGUUACAAUCUUACAAGUGGCCUUGCAAAUAUACAACACGAUAUUGACAAAUUAUUAGGCACUGUAAUUGAAAAACAUGAUAGCACCAAUAAUCAUAAUAAUCUGAAAAAUAUCGUCGCAAAUGCCGACACCUUCUACACAACCGUUAUAGAAGCGGAAAGCAUUAUGGCCAUAAAUCAGAUAACAACGUCAUGUACGCACGAAUUCAAGCUGACUAAGGAAGCAAUUCAACACAAUGCAAAAACGCGGUAUAACAACAAAAUGAGUAAGAUUCUGAAAGAGAUGCGAAGGAGCCUUAAUAAUAACGUCAGUAUAAUUGAAUACAUCAUCGAUAAAGAUUACGUAACUGGCGCGAAAGGUUUAAUGCGUACUUUGAAAGGAAUCAGUGUGAGCGUCAAACCAAACGAGCUUCCCAAGUUCGAUGAGUCCCCAAUCAAUAAUAGCCUUACAGCUGUAAACAAGAAUUUCACUCUCGCCGACUUUAAAGACCUCUCAUCGAAUCUGAAAAAAUACGUUAAUAAAAUUUUGCGAUAUGUCGAGCACCAGGCAAUGACACCGAUGCCUGACCCACAACCUGCGAAGACAAAUACGCAAUCCGACAAUGUAAAGAACAUUAACCAAAACACCAACAAAUUACUCGAACAUCUGGCCGGAGAUUGUAACUCUAAAAAGUAUAAUUAUGAUCAUACCUUCGCUGAUUUACUCUCCCACCUCUCCUCCUCCCUCACCGCUCUCCACCCCUCCGCCUUCGCCAACCCCCGGCACCCGGAGCUGCUCGAUGCGGUCAGAGCGGGGCUGCAGGGGCUUGUCAAGGAGAUGGAGCGGGUGUAUGUGAACGGGUAUGAUGGGCAUGAGGAGAGUAUUAAUUUUGAUAAAUUAGUUAUAGAUGGAAGUAAUAACGACAAAAAAUUGACGGAUGACGGCCGAAAUUUGUCGAAGGUAUUUUUGACCAUCAUGAACACUAUUUACGACGAUCUUCACAAAUUGCAUUUCGAGUGCGAGCAUUACUGGAAAGAUAACAAACUUUGCGAAACACAAAAGGAGAAAGACAAUCCGCUCGGUUUAUACCUUAAACGAUGUGGUUACACAGUCGCCAAGAAAGAGACAUCCAAGGACGGCGAAUCGCAAUGUAAGACAGGUGUCACUGGUGGAGUAAUAUUCAGUAAGCUUGUAGCAACCACUGCAAGCACAUCCGGUACGUACAAACUUAUUGACAUCACCGAAAGUAUUGCAACUCACCUCAACAACUACAACGACGUAUGCCACCUAUCCACAUUAACAUCCAAAAAGCAUCCAUGUUCCGUCUACGAAAUGCUCUGUUGGAUGACCGGACUCCCACAUAAUCCAGCAUACUUGUCGUUGCUUACUGACGCUCUACCGCCAUUAAUGCAGUCAGAUAAGCCAAUGACGGAUAGGGAUGACGACAUCGACAUAGACUUCUAUGACCACACGUCGCUAUACAUUGAUACCUAUCCAAAAAAGACAACUUACAGCGAUAUCGAAACGCUGAUAGAAUACCUGUGCUCUCGAUCAUAUGAUGUAAUAACGUGUAUCGCUGGCACUGGAGACGCUGAAACGGUCUAUGGCAGUGACUUUUGCAACAACGCCUUAAGAUUGCAUUAUCCGCAAAACGGUAGCGAUUGUCUUGACAUGUUGCUCGACAUCCUGCGUAGAUUGUUCUUACCGCUUAAAUUCUUGCAGCGGCAGUGCGGCGUAAGCGUAUUGUACAAUGGUUGGCGCCAAUGUUACUACGGUAGAGACGUCUCCACAGCCAACUGGCCGUGCAAAGAGCAUCCAAGGUCAGAACCUAGGUGCGAGUCGAAUUGUCAACCAAAGUGCGAACCAAAUUGCCAAGCAAAAUCACCACUAAUGAGCUACCUAAACGACUGUCUCCCGGGUCAUUUACCGCAUCAGCUGAGCAAAAUCGGUUGCAAACUUGAGUGCUCCACGUGCAGUGGUAGCAAACCAGGAAUGCCUUGCUUGACUCCCCUAGGUUUCAAAGGUUUUUCAGGAAGCAAACGUGCAGGUAAAGACAUAUGUGACGUCCUUGAUAAAUGGUUCAAUAUACACCAUUUCAAAGACAUAUUCUGCCUCAAUACAAAGACGCCUUCAUCGUUACCAGAACACUUCGGUUUCGCUUUGUCUCUUGCUAAGAACCUUAAUGAUAGCUCCACGACGCAAAUCAUUAGCAUGGAAACAGUCGAUGAUAAGUUCCGAGGAGCCAUGAAAAGUGUGUCUAUGAAACUAUAUUCCGAUACAUCCAAACUUACGAAAGCUGUGACAAACGCAUAUGGCGCAACGUCAAUUGGACAUUCCGAUUGCAGACAGCAUCUCAUGAACCUUACACGUGAUGGAAUAUGCGCGGAUGCAGGAGUGUACUGCGCUCCGUUCCUCUACUCACUAUGCAGCGAUUACUGUACCUACCGCCGUAGAAAGCAUGCUGGCACAUACCUUUCCUGGGCAGUGUACCUACCAUGGAACCUAUGGAACUAUCUAAGAAGUCUUUACGACGAAUUCGGUGAUAUUGUAUGCAAGAACUGGGGAUGCCGGUCGUGUUUGAACAGCGAUACCUGCAAGCCUGGAGAGCAUGGAAUUUUGGACAACUCGUGCAAAUGUUCCUCCGUUGUAAACUGCGGAGGCGUGUCGCCUACGCUUUAUAAAUACGGCUUCGUAUUCGGCAACGCUGCAAAUCUGAAGGUACACAAAAACACAUGUUUCCAUUUGCGUACUCAAUUAAUGAAUGUUUUAAAAUCAUCAUACUUCACUGACCUCUUCAACGAGUGCGACAACUUCCUUUGGAUCAUCAGACAACCCUUCAUCUGGCUCAACGUCGCCCUCUGGCUCCUCUCUCUGCUCUACCUCCUCUACAUCAUGGUCAUCCGCCUCGACCUGCUCCACAUCAAAUCGCAUUUACAUAGUCCCUCGAGUCAUAGGAUCGCUGCUCAAUCACUACUCGCCGCGGCACGUGUUAACAAGCUUAACAGAGUGUUUUAUCUACAACCAUAA